Neltuma alba is the source of this 810-nucleotide messenger RNA. Its product is annotated as cysteine-rich receptor-like protein kinase 3. The transcript is spliced from 3 exons. The annotation marks the transcript as partial. The record is from RefSeq and is a predicted model, not a curated record. Gene Ontology annotation, cellular component: plasmodesma. Lineage: Eukaryota; Viridiplantae; Streptophyta; Magnoliopsida; Fabales; Fabaceae.
AUGCUCACGCUUCAACCUGUUACUCUCCUUCUUCUCUUAUUUACUACCUUCAUAUCCUGCAACGGCGUCGUUUCCGACCCCCAGACCAAUCUUCUCAACUCUGGCUGCUUCCAGUACAACAGAUUCGAUCCUAUGGAUGCUAAUUCCUUCAAUCAAAGCCUAAACGCAGCGUUUGGAGAUCUCAGAGAUCAGAUCGCUAACCAGAGCAAACACGUCGCCAAGGCGCAGCAAGCCAGCGGAGCCACCCCCGUUUUCGCUCUUUUUCAGUGCAGGAGCUAUCUCUCCGUCGCCGACUGUGUCGCCUGCUUCACCGUCGCUGUCGCUCAAAUCCGCAACUGCUCGGCCAACGCUGCUCGUGUCAUCUACGACGGCUGCUUCCUCAGGUAUGAGAGCAGCAAUUUCUUUGAGCAAGCAACAGGGUCUUUCAAUUCUGCAUCAUGUGGAAAUCAGACUCCAGAAGUAGCCACAACAACAUUUAACUCAAUUAUUCGACAAGUGCUAAUGAAUCUUCAAACAGAAACACCCAGAAUCACUGGUUUCUCUGCAGCCACAAAGACGCCAGAAGUGCCUGACAAUAAUAAUAUCAACACAACCAUUUAUGCCUAUGCACAAUGUACUGAAACUAUCUCACAGAGUGGCUGCGAGGGUUGCUUGAAGCAAGGCUACGACACUAUGCAGACUUGCCUUCCCAAUUCAGAUGGGAGGGCUUUUGAUGCCGGCUGUUUCAUCAGAUACUCCACCACUUCCUUCUUUCCUGAUAACCUCACCAUUAUUAAUACCACACCCUUAUCCAAACAAGGUUCCAGAAGC